Messenger RNA from Thermothelomyces thermophilus ATCC 42464, 2249 nucleotides. RefSeq lists its product as uncharacterized. The transcript is spliced from 2 exons. Gene Ontology annotation, molecular function: metal ion binding; heme binding. The record is from RefSeq and is a predicted model, not a curated record. The coding region runs from base 584 to 2167 and encodes 527 amino acids. Lineage: Eukaryota; Fungi; Ascomycota; Sordariomycetes; Sordariales; Chaetomiaceae.
AAGGGCGAUCAGCGGACAACAGGUUUUUUUGUUACUCAGAGGUACAGUACAUACUCCGUACUUCCAUACCGGGUUCGGGAAACCGUUUCAUUGCUGCUGCUCCAACUUGUACGAGGUCAUCAACUCAUUCCCAUUGUUGUUCUCGACCACCCCUGGCUUGCCUUGAACGACCGCAGAAAUCCGACUUGGAUCAUGUGCCUCCCAUGAGGGCCAGCGCGAUUCGUGACAAAGAGAAACUGGUCCGCCGGGGAACGAGAACGGCCGGAUGACGAUCGAUUUAGCCAGGGAAGCGUCAAAAAUAACACGCCCAGAGGCCGGAAUCUAUUCCGGCCUCUGUCUAUAUAGGCGCACGGUUCGACUGCCCCCAACACAACAUGUCCGGCGCCGCUGCCCCGGCUUUCAUCUCCGACAUUCAGCACCUGAGCAAGAUUCCUUGGUGAUCUCUGCCGUCAUAUCCAUCUUCUCGAAACCACACAGCCCUUGUCGUUAUCAUCAUCGUCACCGUUGUGGCCGUUGUCAUCGUCGUCGACCUCCUCCUCAUCCACAUCCUCAUCCACAUCCUCAUCCUUCUUCCUCUGCCGCCAUGGGUUCCCUAGGACACACCGUCCCCCCUUUCCCCGUCUUGGAAGACACCCGCCCGGACGACAGGUCCCUCCCGGCCUUCAUGGUGUCCACCACCCGGGGUUUUCUCCCUCGCAUGGACCCGAUCGAGACCCUGCCGCCCGACUUUGACGCCCUCGAGUCCAUCCUCCAGCGGAUGCCCGUCAAGACGCUGUCGGGCGAGCCCGGUCUGCUGGCCCACGGCAAGCUGGGCGAGACCGUCGACCGGGAGCUGCCUGACUUGACCGACGCCAUCGACAAGUAUAAGGACGACCUGCCCCUGAUGAACGCCCUGUACCGCGACUACUCCUUCCUGGCCUCCGCCUACCUGCUCGAGCCCUGCCACGAGCGCUUCGUCAGGGGAGAGGGCUACGGCCUGGCGCGCGACGUGCUGCCGGCCAACAUUGCGCGGCCCAUCGCCAAGUGUGCUGCUCUCUGCAACUUCAAACCCUUCAUGGAAUACGCCGGCUCCUACGCCCUCUUCAACUACCGCCUCGUCGACCCUUCCAAGGGUCUCGCCUCCGACAACCUCCGCCUGAUCCGCGCCUUCGAGCACGGCCUGGACCCUUCCUCUUCCGAGGCCGGCUUCGUGCUCGUCCACAUCGAGAUGGUCAAGCACUCGGGCCCGCUGGUCGCCGGCGCCGUCGCCUGCAUCGACGCCUGCUCCUCCCCGUCCUCCUCCUCCUCCUCAUCCCACCGCCGCUCCAGGGCGGAGCUCAACGAGGGGCUGCGCACCGUCCUAGCCGCGCUGCGCCGGAUCAACGCCACCAUGGAGACCAUGUGGUCGCGCUCGCGCCCGGCCGACUACACCUCGUUCCGCACCUUCAUCUUCGGCAUCGCCUCGCAGUCCAUGUUCCCCCGCGGCGUCCUCUACGAGGGUGUCGAGCUGUCCGACGACGACGGCGACUACUACUACAAGGACGGCGGGGAGGAGGAGCAGCAGCAGCAGCAGCAGCAGCAGCAGCAGGACGGCAGGCGGGAGGGGGGGCGGCGCGUCGCCUUCCGCGGGGAGAGCGGCGCCAACGACUCCAUGAUCCCCCUCGUCGACAACCUGCUGUCCAUUCCCAUGCCCGACACCCCGCUGACCGAGAUCCUCCGGGACUUCCGGUCCUACCGCCCCGGCGAGCACCGCCGCUUCCUCGAGUGGGUCGCCCGGGCCGCCGAGGAGGGCGGGCUCAAGGCGUGGGCCCUGGGGCUGGAUGGCGGAGAGGAGGCUGAAGGGGAGGUGGAGGACGAGAAGAGGGAGACGCGGGCGCUGUGGAUCCAGGUGCUCAACCAGGUGCGGGAUUUCCGGUGGCGGCACUGGUGCUUCGCGAGGGAGUACAUCAUCAAGAGGACGAGCCACCCGACCGCGACGGGGGGCAGCCCCAUCGUCACCUGGCUGCCGAACCAGCUGGCCGCCGUCAUGGACGAGAUGGUGAGGUUGUAUGAGCGGGUGGGUGGCGCGGGACUGGGCGCCGAGGUCGAGGACAUCAUGGAACUGGUCGGCAGGCAGCGCGAAACGUUGCGCAAGGAGGUGCGCAAGUUUUGCGAGGAGCGCGGCGUCAAGGAGUUUGUCCCUGCGUAGAGAAGGAAAGAAAAAAAAAGAUGAAAAAGGGACAAGAAGAUGAAGAAAGACAAUAGUUAUCACCAGCCUUCGUUCAACCCCU